AUGACCACCGCCACCGCCACCACCACCGCCGUCCCCUCAACAGUAUCGGUAUCGCCAUACGCCUUCGCGGCCGCUCCGGACAUCAUCCGCUCCCACCAGAAGGACGCCUACUUCACCGGCCACCUGUCCGACACGCUGAGCGACGUGCACCGACGCAUCUGGGGCGCGCGUUCGGCCCACUCGCUCUCCGCAGAGAUACGCACGACCGCCUCGCUCCUGUACUUUGCGCUGACGACGCUGCCGGGGAACCGCACCCUGGGCGAGGAGUACUGCGACCUGGUCCAGCUGGAGGCCGACACCGGACGCCUACCCUCCCUGCGCCGCCGGGCGGCGUACAUUUCCGGGUCCAUACUGCUGCCCUACCUCGUCUCCAGGGGACUCCCCGGCCUGCGGAGGCGGCUCAGGGCCCUGAUCGAGCGGAGGCUCGCCUCUCUCGAGCGCGCCUCCUCCCCCGGCGGAGGAGGCGAGGGCGAAGGCGACCGCAAGGCCGGCGGAUCCGUCCGUGGCAGGGAGGCUCUCUUCUGGGGGUACAUACUGAGGCACCUGUCCUCGGUGACGUCGGCCUCCCCCGUCCAGGCCCUCACCCUGGCCGUCUUCUACUUUCGCGGAUCGUACUACCAGCUCAGCAAGCGCCUCCUCUCCCUCCGCUACGUCUUCACCCGCUCCGUCCCCGACACCCCCGACAGGGCGGGCUACGAGGUCCUGGGCGUGCUGCUGGUCCUCCAGCUCGCCGUACAGGCCUACCUCCACCUGCGCGCUACCUUGCAGAAUGCGGACGACGCCGUCGACAGCCACGACGUCCACUACAGCUCGGGCGAACUGCUGCUCCCGGGUGGUGGCAGGACGACGCAGACGACAAAGGUUGACAUCGCUGCCGCCACAAACACCCCCGUCGCGGGGACGCCCCGUCAUGACCUCGCCGACGACGCCGUCAUGGCUUACAUCGCGGGCGCUCAGCAGCGCAAGUGUACCCUCUGCCUCGAGGAGCUCAAGGACCCGGCUGCCACCCAAUGCGGCCACGUCUUUUGCUGGGAGUGCAUCGGUGACUGGGUCAGGGAGAAGCCCGAGUGUCCGCUGUGCAGGAGGGACGCCAUGGUCCAACAUAUCCUGCCGUUGAGAGCCGUGUAG
Geosmithia morbida is the source of this 1128-nucleotide messenger RNA. RefSeq names its product peroxin-10. Gene Ontology annotation, molecular function: zinc ion binding. The transcript has a single exon. The record is from RefSeq and is a predicted model, not a curated record. Gene Ontology annotation, biological process: protein import into peroxisome matrix. Gene Ontology annotation, cellular component: peroxisomal membrane. Lineage: Eukaryota; Fungi; Ascomycota; Sordariomycetes; Hypocreales; Bionectriaceae. Bases 1 to 1128 code for a protein of 375 amino acids.